AUGAGUCCCCAAUGGAUACCUCAGAAUAUCCAAAAACGUCUCCUUCUAUAUCUUCUCCAGCAAAUAUCACUUUUUUCUGAGAUUGAUCUACCCAACCUUGAAGAAGUUUCCUUAAACACAGUGGUCCUAAGGGAUAUAUCCAUAGAUCCUGAAAAAGUAGGUAAGUUGCCCGGCUGCAAUUUACGACAUGGUCUAGUGGGCACACUUGAAUUAAGCGCGCUGACAGCUGGAGGAGGCGUUGGAGGGUUGGGUGGUGGUGUCACUUUAGAUGCCAAAGAUGUGGAGAUUGUAGUAUCGCCUGAUUUUGAUAUUGAGGAAGAUAUAGCGAGUCAUGUCCAGUUCCUGUUGGCACAAAGCACUGCGGAUUUAGCCAACACGAUUAUGUUGGAUGAACUAGAACAUGAAGAGGACAAGCAAGAAAGUGACCAGGAAAAUAAGGAUAACAGUGAUGCGAAAAGCAGGUCUAAUUCAAUAUCAUCUGGUUCUAACAAGCAAUCAACAUUGGGUGGAGUUGUCCAACGGGCGGUUGAGAUUGCACUCCUGAGAAUUUCUGUCAAAGUUACCAAUAUGCAUAUAAAGAUUGUUUCGGAGUUGACCGACUUAUUACUUGAAGUAGAUCAAGUAUCGUUCAGCACUAUCAAUGGAAUUAGGAAUGUACAAGUUUCAGGCGUACGAUUGAAAGUCUUGAAACCACAUGUGAACCCUGGAGAACUGGCAACCGCUAAUCAGUCUGUUCCAAACCAAGAAGAAAAGGAAGAUGAAGUUGAAAAUGAAAAUGAUAAUGAUAACGAUUAUGGUGAAGAAUCAUUGAUGGAUAGUAUGGUUUUCACGCACGAAGAUGCUAGUACCAUGUAUAUGAGUGCUACUUCCAAAUCAUUUGAAAAAUCAAAUAUGUCAACCAAUCCAGAGGAAAUAGAUAAUAAAGCUGAAGCUGAAGCUGCCAAUGACUCCCCACCAAUUGUAUUUCACAUGGACCAUUUCACGGCUGAAUUUGAGGGGUUGUCAGUUAUUUCUAACUUGGAAGUAUUGGUGGGCAGUAUGACUUUGGCUUUUACUCCAUUGACCCCAACCAUAAUAUCAAUAUUCCAAGGCAUAACUAGAAGUUUAAAGAUCAAGCAUUACCAGAACAGAAGAAAGAAUAAGAUGAAAUCUACUCCCAAGUAUGAUGAUGAUGAUGAAGAUAGCGAUGACGAGGAAGACACUGACAAGCAAUCUAGUGAGAAAAUGACCGAUGAACCAUUCUUUAGAAGACUUAAGAUUAAUGACUUUGUAAUAAGCACUUCUUCGGCAUUACGAGAAGAUGGCGAAUUUGAAAGUCCUAAUGGAAUAAAUAUUGUCCUUCAUAAUAUCAAUAUCAAACAAAAGAACGAGCUUUUAUUGUACGGAGGCGUGGAAGUAUUCAAGAUUAUCAGAAAGAGUAAUGGAGAAAUCUUUGAUGUAUUUUAUUUUGAAUCUCCAGUUAAGUUGGAAACUAGUUCUACCAACAUAGCUCGACCUGGGACACCAGUAAGUAUAUCAUCAAAUGCUUCCACAAAUACCUCCAACCCACCACCAAAGGCUGAUAUUAGGUUUGAAGUUUUCAAAAAAGCUGAUGAAAAGCUGAUUAGUCUCGAGACAACCUUCCUUUGUGCAAAAACAGGCCAUUUCCAAUUUGACCUUCAAAGUUUACUAAUCCUUUCAAACUUUGCAGUGGCUCUAACUACCAUACAUGAUGAGUUUAAUAUAUUAAAGACCACAAUUGAUAAUAUCAAUCUUCAGAAUAAGAGUACAGCAUCUAGAGAAUCCAGAAAUGCUGAACCAAAGUCCAAAGAUCAGUUGAUUAUUCAAACAGCGUCAAUAUUUAUAACCACUACUAUUGAUGCAGAGUUGAAAUUACAAUUGAUUAUAUUUCCAAUAAAGUACAAUCUAUUACAAGAUCAAUUAACAAUUUCCAAAAUUUUGUUGAAUACUAUUAGUGAAGAUAAUACAUUCAAAGAAGCCAUUGUUACCUUGAAUGAAAUAUCAUUAAUCACGAAAAUCCAUGAGUUUAAAGCCUAUCUCCACCCAAGCUCCUCUCCUAGUAACAGCAAUGCCUUGCCUAGAUCGGCUUCUAUGAGUUCGAAUCUAACACUCUUGAUUCAAAAGGUUAGUUGUACGAUUCCAUUGAAAGAUUUAAAAUUCAUUGGAGAAAGAGUUUCUAGUUUUAUUACAAGAUUUGGAGAAUUAUCAUCAGUUCAAUCGAACUCCUUGCAGAAUUCUGUUUUAGAUGAGAAACCGACAGGUAGUAAUGAGAAUGGAAAAUUGGAAAAUUCACUUUUCAUGGGUGCUUCAUUGUACUCUAAAAGGGGGAUUUCUAAACGAAUCGGGCCAGGUUUUGGAAAUUCCGGUGCUAAUGGGAUGAGCCCUGCAUUUUUGCACACGAACCGAAUCAACCUUGCCAAGUUCUGCGUGACCAUUAAAGAAAUAGAUGUGAACUUAACUCAGAUUCUUCCAAAGUUUGGAGAUUUGAAUGUAAAGAUAAUUGAUGUUUCGUUAUAUCAGUUUAAACAUGACCUACUUGGCUAUAUCUAUUAUUUAAAAGUGAUAAGGAAGGAUGACAAGGGUGGAUAUGAUAAUUUUGUUUAUCAAUACAUGGAUAACCCCAUUGAUCAAUUUGAAUUUCCUGUGAUUCUAUUACGAGCCAAGAAGUCAGGAGAAAAGUCCAGCACAAUUGAAAUUACCAUUCGUAAUCUCCUCGUUGAAUAUUACACAAAGUGGUUAACUCUUUUGAAUGAUGAAUCGUUUAUUGAUACAGUUGAAGAAGAAAUUAUUGAAAAGGUAACUCCCAACACGAAAUCAUCCACACUGAUGAAGUUUGAUAUUAGGUAUACCUUGUAUGAUUGUGUGGUUGGUCUUUCCCCUGGAAGAUUGAAUUGUAAAGCCUAUAUAUUUGUGGAGAAAGGCAAUUCUGAUUUUGCAGUGGGAGUUAACCAGUUCUAUAUCAAAUGCUCGUUCCGGAAUAUUUCGGGGUUUUUGAUUGAUGAUAUCAAGAAUGAGGCUAAAGCUGAACCUAAAAAAGAGAAGGGAUUGAAAUUUCCACUAUCAUAUGUAUCUCCCGUAGAUCAUUAUUUAUCCCUUGGGUAUAUCCAGUUUGGGAGAGUUAAUUUAGCACAUGUGGGUAUUACAUUUAAUACUGACAUUGAAGAAAUUAAGACUCGCAAUGAACGACUUGGAAUUCAUGACAAUGUAUCCCUUGUGGAUGUCAAGAUCAAUUCGGAUGAGCACCAAGUUGACUUGUGUGCUGACUCCACCAAUGUCAUACUUCAGUUGAUUAACGAUUUGAAACUCCCGCUUGAUUUCACUGAUAAAGAUAGAAUGAAGGUUGAACUUGGAAAAGAGGUUAACUUGACUGAGGGGUUAGAUAAUACAUAUUUCUCGGAUUUGGAUGGUUCUUUGUCUAAGUUGAGUAUUCAUGAUGAAAUCAAUGACGAAGACUCACAAGCAACUUCAAGCUUGGUUUUUGAAGAAGAUCAUUUUGAAAAGAACACGGCAGGCUCAUUGUCAGGCUAUAUUGUGAAUCCUGUGAAGGUCAAUGUAAAUCUUUCAAAGACAAGGAUAUUUCUUCAUGAUGGAUAUGAUUGGAAGGAUACAAGGAAAGCAAUCCGGGCAAGCUUAAAACGUUUUGAAACUCGGGUUAAGGAGGGUAACAAGAAGACGAAAAAAAAUGAUAGUCCAGAUGUAAAGGGUUCUAAAUCACCACCCGUUGUUAAAUUCGAUGUUAAGGAUAGCAUUUCCGAAGAAGAUGAAAGUGUGUAUGAAGAAACCUUAUUUCAGUCCAUACAUGUUGCAUAUCCGCGUCGAGCCAAACCUUCUGAUGUGGCCGAGGCAAUAAAUAGUACCAUUAUGCCCCAAGAGGAAAUCGGUCCUGAAGAACAAAAGAAAGUUGAAGCUAAUUCGGUUGGGAAAAAUUACAAGAAUUUGAGAUUAAGAAGAUCUACUGCCCACAAGGUUUAUGUUGAUUUAAAGAAUAUUGAGGUAAAUGUUGAUGUUUUCUCUACCAGGGAUCCCAGACUAGACAAAACUGAUCCAAAUAUGACCCAUGAAAUGUUGAGUUCUAUAGAAGUUAGAUUGGGAACUGUGGAUGUCUAUGACAAUGUUCCUUCUUCCACCUGGAAUAAAUUCUUGACUUAUAUGAAUAGUCUUGGGGAAAGAGAGAUAGGUACUAGUAUGGUACGUAUCUCAAUUCUGAAUGUUAGACCAGAUCCAUAUAUGGUCUCUAGUGAAAUGAUUAUGCAUAUUUCAGCACUUCCAUUAAGGUUACAUGUUGAUCAAGACACGCUUGAUUUCUUGGUCCGUUUCCUUGAAUUUAAAGACAAGAGGUUUGAUUUACCUGUGGAUGAGAUUCCAUAUAUUCAACGUUUUCUGAUAAAUCCUCUCAAAGUGAAGCUUGAUUAUAAACCCAAGAAAGUAGAUUAUGUUGGUCUUCGUUCAGGAAAACAUGCUGAAUUGGCUAAUUUUUUCAUAUUAGAUGGGUCAUCAAUUACUUUAUCUAAGGUGAAAUUGUAUGGACUACUUGGAAUGCCAAAGGUUGGAUUAGGGUUAGCUAAAGCUUAUCAACCUGUAUUUCAACUGAGUCAGGUUCUAGGAAUAAUCUCCGGGUUAGCACCCUUAAGAUCAGCGGUUAACAUCGGUUCUGGAUUUAAGGAUUUGAUUGCUAUACCCAUAGCUGAAUAUAAGAAGGAUGGAAGGGUGUGGAGAAGUCUCCAAAAAGGAACCCAAUCCUUUGCCAAGACUACUGGUUAUGAGUUGUUAAAUUUGGGUGUAAAAUUAGCUCUGGGAACGCAAGUUUUGUUGGAACAAGGGGAAGAAAUGUUAGGUGGGGAAGGAAAUGCGGCAAGAAUACCAACUAGAAGAAGAAAGAGUAGUGUUUCAGAGGAUGAAUCUUUUGGGGAUUAUGAUCAUGUGGAAGAGUACAAGGCUGCGCCUAAGAAUCUACUUCUUAGUUCAGAAAUUUUGAGUCAUCGUGCUAAUCGCGUGAAUAAGGAUCAUCAUCUCGACAGUAGAAAGCUUUAUUCAUAUCUUGAUUUAGAUGAAGAAGAUGAAGAACAUGGAAUUGAUAAGGAACUAUUAAGUAAAUCGAUCUUUUUAUUGGCUCCUUCAGAAAACCCAAAGAAGAAGAAAUCUAAAUCCAAGAAGAAAUUUGAAGACGAUUUAAUACUGGAAUAUGAUGAGCUUAACUGUGAACCAGAUGAAGAAGAGGAAGCUGAAGAAUAUGAUGUAUAUGCUUAUGAUGACGCAGAUGAAGAGGAUUUAGAAGAGAAAUUGGUUAGUUUGUAUUCAAAUCAGCCAGAAAACAUUCAGCAAGGGCUUAAAUUGGCGUAUAAAUCGAUCGGGCGCAAUUUGAAAGUCACUAGAAAUCAAUUGAUAACUUUGAAGAACCAAUUGAAUGAAUCUGACUCAUUUCAGGAGUCGGUUGCUUCUGUAAUUCGGAACUCGCCUAUUAUUUUGAUAAGACCAAUGAUUGGUACAACAGAAGCAUUAUCAAAGGCUUUGAUGGGGAUUAGUAACAAGAUUGAUUCCAAGCAUAUUAUCGAAAAUAAGGAUAAGUAUAGGUCGAGUCAGGACCAUGGUGAUGAUGAUUAUAGCUUAAACGAGUGAUGGCCCAAAAUGUAUUUUAGUUACAGAGUAGUCAAGUUAUAGAAUAUAGUUUAAUGUUAAUAACGAUUUAAUAAUC
Spathaspora passalidarum NRRL Y-27907 is the source of this 5692-nucleotide messenger RNA. RefSeq names its product Spo72p (gene SPO72). Gene Ontology annotation, molecular function: phosphatidylinositol-3-phosphate binding. Bases 1 to 5616 code for a protein of 1871 amino acids. Lineage: Eukaryota; Fungi; Ascomycota; Pichiomycetes; Serinales; Debaryomycetaceae. Gene Ontology annotation, cellular component: phagophore assembly site; extrinsic component of membrane. The transcript has a single exon. Gene Ontology annotation, biological process: reticulophagy; piecemeal microautophagy of the nucleus; autophagy of mitochondrion. The record is from RefSeq and is a predicted model, not a curated record.